This is a messenger RNA of Strongylus vulgaris, 226 nucleotides long. Lineage: Eukaryota; Metazoa; Nematoda; Chromadorea; Rhabditida; Strongylidae. The record is from the annotation of a GenBank genome assembly.
UACAGGCAGCACAGCACCCGCCGCACCCCUAGAACCGAUCGGUGAAGAACCUCCAGAAGAGUAUAAAGGAACGCGAAAGUUCACCGCUACAUUUGGACAUUUGGCAUUAUACAAAGGACCUGAAGAUGAUGGACAGCCAGCUUCUUUCAUCUCUGGCUAUACUACUCCUGGACCAAAGGAAAGAGCUACAAGUAAUCAUAAGAAGGUUGGUAAAGACAGUAUGUGA